Ectocarpus sp. CCAP 1310/34 is the source of this 444-nucleotide messenger RNA. The record is from the annotation of a GenBank genome assembly. NCBI's taxonomy places the organism in Eukaryota, Phaeophyceae, Ectocarpales, Ectocarpaceae.
AUGAACGUGCUCAUGCAGCACGUGUCCCAGGAAAUCGAGCGCUAUCACUCGCUGUACAUCACGGCAGAAGAGUUGGACACCCGUGAAAUUCUGCCUUGGUGGCGGCAAACAGGUCGCAAGACUUUCCCGUACCUGGCACCGGUAGCGCAGCAAGUAUUCGGGAACCAGGCGGGUGCCGCGCAGGUAGAGCGCGACUUCAGUGGCUGCGCCAAUCUCCUCACACGCAACAGGAGCCGCAUGGACACCUACUGGGUAGAGAUGGUGAUGUUCCUCCACGCCAACUUCGAGCACAUCCCCGGGUUCAAGGACAUUCCCAUGAUUGCCGCGAAGGAUAUUCACACAUGUCUGCCGCCACGGUUCAACGGGGGGGAUGCUGACCUGGCGGCCGCUGAGGCCGCCUUCGACGUGAUUAAAAACACCGAAAUCGGGGACGUCGACCUGUGA